Messenger RNA from Magnolia sinica, 1582 nucleotides. RefSeq names its product tyrosine aminotransferase-like. The coding region runs from base 125 to 1441 and encodes 438 amino acids. The record is from RefSeq and is a predicted model, not a curated record. Lineage: Eukaryota; Viridiplantae; Streptophyta; Magnoliopsida; Magnoliales; Magnoliaceae. The transcript is spliced from 7 exons. Gene Ontology annotation, molecular function: transaminase activity; pyridoxal phosphate binding. Gene Ontology annotation, biological process: amino acid metabolic process; biosynthetic process.
GCAUGCACGCUGCCUUCUCCGCUCACAUCCAUCCACGUCUAUCCGCCGUACAUUAUCACCCCUCUCUUUUUAACAAAACCCCCCAAAAACCUACAAAACCAGCGCCUCAAAAAACCAGAAGAACAUGAAAGAAGGAGAGAUGGAGAAUGGUGGAAGAAAGAAGGGAUGGAAUUUCAGGCCCAGUGCUGAGCUGGCAGCCCCAACUCAGAUCACCAUCCGAGGGAUCCUUGGCACUCUAAUGAGCAAUCUCGACGGUGGAGAUGAGAGGCCCAGGAUUCAACUCGGGCAUGGCGAUCCCUCCAGCUUCCCUUGCUUCCGUACCUCUCCCAUCGCUGAAGAUGCUGUAAUCUCGGCCGUCCGAUCCGCUAAGUACAACUGCUACUCUCCGUCGGUCGGGCUUCUCCCAGCUAGAAGGGCUAUUGCAGAGUAUCUCUCACAUGAUCUUCCCUACGAGCUAUCGCCAGAAGAUGUUUUUGUCACGGUCGGGUGCAUACAAGCGAUCGAGGUCACAAUGGCAGUCCUGGCCCACCCCGGCGCCAACAUCUUGCUCCCCACACCAGGAUUCCCAAUCUACGAGGCACGCGCUGCUUUCGCCGGUGUUGAAGCCCGGCAUUUCGACCUCCUACCGGAUCGUAAUUGGGAGGUUGACCUUGAUGCCGUCAAAGCUCUGGCAGAUGAGAACACGGUCGCGAUGGUUAUCAUAAAUCCCGGCAACCCGUGUGGGAAUGUUUUCAGCUAUCAGCAUUUGGCCAAGAUUGCUGAGACUGCUAAGAAGCUUGGAAUUCUUGUUAUCGCGGAUGAAGUCUAUGAUCAUCUCACAUUCGGGAGUAACCCAUUUGUGCCGAUGGGAACGUUCGGAUCAGUUGUUCCAGUACUUACUCUUGGGUCGAUAUCAAAGAGGUGGGCUGUGCCCGGCUGGCGACUUGGCUGGCUAGUGGCGACUGAUCCCCAUGGUGUCCUAAAAGAGACCAAGAUCAUCAACGCCAUUUCAACCUAUCUCAAUGCCUCUGCGGAUCCUGCUACCUUUGUUCAGGGUGCAAUUCCUGAAAUCCUUGGGAAGACUGGAGACGAUUUCUUUAAGAAAACAACUAGUAUGCUGAGGCAAACGGCAGAUAUAUGUUAUGACCGAAUAAAGGAAAUCGACUGUGUUACUUGUCCAUACAAACCAGAGGGAUCAAUGUUUGUAAUGGUAAAGCUGAAUUUGUCCCAUCUGGAAGACAUUUACGAUGAUGUAGACUUCUGCUCCAAGCUGGCCAAAGAGGAGUCGGUGAUCCUUCUCCCGGGAUGCGCGGUCGGAUUGAAGAAUUGGCUCCGUAUUACUUUCGCCAUAGACGCCACCUCCCUGGAAGAUGGGCUUGGGAGAUUGAAGUCCUUUUGCCAGAGGCACAUGAAGAAACAAUUAAAGGACGAGAAAAGAAGAAUUAAGGAGAAGCAAAUUUGAACUGCUCGAUGAGGGAUGGUGAUCGGAAACUGCCCGUCGGAUCUCCUCUUUCACCCUCUUGAAUUACUGCCGUCGCAUAUAUGUGUAAAUUUCAAUAGGCUUUCCUAGUAUUCAUUGGUAUGAAAUCUAGUCAUUCUUCAA